Molecule: messenger RNA, 3678 nt
Organism: Petromyzon marinus (sea lamprey)
Lineage: Eukaryota; Metazoa; Chordata; Hyperoartia; Petromyzontiformes; Petromyzontidae
Source: RefSeq, a predicted model, not a curated record
GUACGGUGCGAAAGAAGUUCAACAUACAUACAUACAAUCGCGUAUCCACCAGGCUCAACUUUUGCUUUGCUGCUGAGAGUGCAACAAUAUCGGGACGCGUGUCUUUGGCGAUGUGGGUGUAGGCAGCAGCCUUUGCUCUCUGGGCGUACUGCACUCGCCAGAGCAAUGUGGAGUUCGCACUGCCCCGGGGGCUCUGCCUGCCUCUGGAAAUUGCAACAUCACCUGCAGCCUGGCCUUGACUUAUCCUGACCAUGGGUGUUGGGCAGAUUCCCCUUUCUGGAGACCCCAAGCUCCUCCUCAACUUCCAAAUCCGGCGCAACCACAUUCCAAUCGGCACCGCGCGCACUCACCUGGACACGGGGGAGCUCUGGACACACCUGUACACUCACCUGUACACUCACCUGUACACUCACCUGUGCACUCACCUGUACACUCACCUGUACACUCACCUGGACACGGGGGCGCUCUGGACACACCUGUACACUCACCUGUGCACUCACCUGUACACUCACCUGGACACUGAUCUGUGCACUCACCUGUACACUCACUUGUGCACUCAUCUGUACACUGACCUGUGCACUCACCUGUACACAUACAGGUGCACUUACCUGUACGCUGACCAAGAACUCGCUUGUAUAGAGGCACUCACCUGUACACGUGUACGCGGCUCGCCUGUACUGCACGGGUGUGCGCGCACACAGACACCUGCACCCCGACUACGAGCCUGAUGGCGGCGCCGUCAUUGGAGGAAACUUACAGAUUUGAGCGUUCCCCGUCAGGCCGCCAGAAGUGGCGGCGUCUCUACGGGGGCCUCUUGGGCGAGAAGCUGCUGGAGCCGCGAGGCCCAGCGGCCGCCCGCAGGGACGACGGAUCGCCCGACGGCGGCGAGAACGCCGACGAUGUCGGCGGCGAGAACGCCGACGAUGUCGGCGGCGGCUGCUGCGAGGAUGCGGCGGACGCCGAGGAGGAGGCGCCGAACUCGCCGCGUCGGCCCGACCGGCGCAGCGCCGCCGCGCGCCGGGACUGGUGGCGACUGCCCCCGCUGCGACCGGUCGUGGGAGCAGACGCGGACGGGCAGAGUUCGGGGGACGCCAGGCCCGAGGCAGUCGGCGACGGCUGCGGUGGUAGCGACGCGACCCAGGCGGGGACGAAGGGCGAGCGAGCACGCAUCAUGGCCAGCAGCACCACCGAUCGCCUCUUCGACGGAUUCGCCGUGGACGGGAGGGUGCACGUGGCCGAGUUCGUCAAGGCCGUGUGCGACACGGGCUUGCUAAGGUCCGAUCCACGAUUGAAGCCGGGGCUGGAGGCACUGGGACGUGACACAGACCCAGCGGGCACCGUCACUCGCGAGCACUUCUCCAGGUGUGUGGGUGUGCAGGCUCGGCUGUUGCUCAGGGCCCUGCAGGGCUGUUUGGCGAUCCCGCGAUUCCGAUCCUUCGCAUCGACGCUCGAACGCAUCUUCCUGCAGUGCCGACGCGAGACCCACGACCAGAGCGACCAGGCUGCGGCCGAGGCGGUGACAGGCUGGGGUCUGGCCGUCUGCACUGUGGACGGACAGAGGCUUUCGCUGGGCGCGAGCGCCCUGCCGUUCCGGCUGGGCCACGUGUCGCGCCUGCUGAGCCACGCGCUCGCGAGCCACGCGCUGGGCGCCGCCCGCCUGCACGCCCGGCUCGAGGCGGCCGGCCAGGCGGGAGCCGGCGUAGACCCCGAGGCACGCGGAUGCUCCCUUAGCCCUUUGUCUGACUCCGGGAGUCUGCUCGUGGCUGCAUUGCUGCAGGCGGCAUUGAGGGAGCAGUCACCCGGGAGAGACGCGCUCCAGCUGGUGUUGGAGGCCUACGGACAGCUGGCCGGCCCGGAGGGUGCAACACAGAUCCCAAGCAGCUCACCAGGACCCAUUCCCAACAGACUGCAGGCAGUGAAAUACAUCAUGAAGGACCGCCAGUGCUUCCCGGAGAGGACGGACGCCGACUCGGCGAUGGAGCUCCUCGUGCAGGAGUUCGUGCGAACGUUUGCGCUGCACCCAUAUGACAGCGCGCCCCGUCGGCCCAGACCCCUGUCGUCUUGGUCUCACGAAUCGGAGGGAUACCGGAUCAUGAACCUGCUGCUGGCCGCAUACCGGGGGGACGUCGCCUCCCUCCGCAGGAUGGUGCUGGCCGGCGUGCACCCUGGCCUGGCCGACUACGACGGCCGCACGGCGCUGCACCUGGCCGCCUCGGAGGGCCGCCUGAACGCCGUGCGCUUCCUGCUGGAGACGGCCCGGGCGGACUGCCACGCUCGCGACCGCUGGGGCAGCACUCCACUGCACGAGGCCGUGCGCUAUGCCCACCAGGCCGUGGUUGCCCUGCUGUCCUCGCACAUGAACCAGGCAACGGUGCUCAUAUAGACAGCGUGGUGAACAGCUGCACUGACACGGCCUGACGCUGCCUGCCGCAUCCUACAGCUGUGCCAACACAGCCUGCACUGACACAGCCAGCCACAAUCACCGUUCACACACUGAUAAACGCCUGCCCCAGCCAUCAUCCAUAUACACAGCCAACGUUCAUCAUCACCAAACUUGCCUUAUCCACCAUCGUCAAUAUCAUCAUCAUCAUCGUAACAUCAUCUCAGCAAUGUUCACCAUGAUCAUCAUCAUCAUCUUCAACCAGAUACUUUACUCAAAUUGUAAAUGUUGUGGGUUUACUCUCCAACACACCGGUGGGCUAAAGUAGUAACUAAUUGGCGUUGGUUUACGCGACAUACAGAGCACGUCGAUUCGUUACUAGUACAGCACACCGGUUUAGUGGAGAGCGAAUCCACAACGAUCUAGCCCAACAACAAAAAAAACACGUGGAUGAUAUUGGUCGCGAAAGCCUACGUGUUACACCUGACUGCCAAUAUCAUCAACACGAUCUUCACUGCUCUCUCCAUCUCAAGCAAAUCUCUUGGCUCCAUCUCCACGGCGGGCAUUGCUCUUCCGUCCUUUGGCUUGCCACUCCAUCACCAGGCUUGACCUUCGUCUGUCCUCCCUCCGAGCGAUGUGCCCUGCCCACUUUAGUCCCCGUGCUCCACGAUCCCAUGGGUUUCCGCUUUUUCGAGCAGAAAGAAGCAACCACGUUGGGCUGAAUUUCAAAAUCUGUCGAAUUUAAAAUCGGACGGGCGGAAUGAAGGCGACCCGUGAUUGGAGCGCUGGGUCAGUUUGUACGGAGCACAAGCAGACAGCACUCUGUCCACUCUUGUGUACCCUGCACUUAUUUAUGCCACGUAAUAUAUAUAAAGAGUGACUUCCUAGACAAUAUUUUCUAUGCGUUAUACAGUAAAUGUAAGUGGGGAGGGAAUGGUAUAUUUUUUUACCCGCUGUAAUUGUUAUGUAAACUUGUUUACAUGUUUUAAAUAUGAAAUAUGUAACAUAAAAUAUAUAUGUAUAAGCACUUUUUCACACGGAGUUUGGUAGGAAGACGGAGCCCGUGAAACUCUCCGGCGCCCUUGCGGGUCGCAGCCACGCGCUGUUGCUCGGCACGGUGUCCGACGUUUCGCCCCACGUGCCGGGACAACCGUGCCGAACGACACGCAGCGGUGCCACCCAAAGUUCCGCCAUGAGAGCCCCCGUAUGCACAGCGCACACGCGACACUGCAAUGCGCGGUCUAAAUGCCUCCUCUCGGUGUUUUCUGUUCAAUAAACAAAAGAACACGCGAAUAACA